This is a messenger RNA of Porites evermanni, 6608 nucleotides long. The record is from the annotation of a GenBank genome assembly. Lineage: Eukaryota; Metazoa; Cnidaria; Anthozoa; Scleractinia; Poritidae.
AUGGCAUCUGGUGGAAUGGUUCUUAUCAAAUAUCUCUUAUUCUUCUUUAAUUUCAUUUUCUGGGUAAGUAUAUUUCUUGUUACGUGACCUCUUCUUGAAACUAAGGAGUGUUGUACAUUUCUGGAAGCUGUAAAGCUCAUGCAUAAUACGCCUUAUGCAUGGCGCCUCUGUAAGUCGAGGUAGCGUGCUGAUCGCGGAAUUGAAAGUGAAAGUGAAAGUGUCUAUAUGUAUAUGGCUGAUAAAUUCAAUGUUUUUUCACAACAAAAUUUUGCUCCUCUCCGAACCGAACCAAUCUCGAUGUCUUCGAAACAUGUACAGAACAUUUGAAAAUCGCACCAGUCUUUUUCGAGUAUACUGGUCGUGACUUAUCGAAAAUGUGUCACCAUUUCAGUAAACUGAGAUGACGAAAGGGAACAAAUUUCGAAUGAAAUAGGAUUUAUCUGAGUGUUUUUGACGCGCCUAUUUUCCACGGUUCAGUCGCUUAAGUGAAUUCGUUUAACUUUCACAACCCAACUAAUUUGCCAAAUCAAACUUUACAGAAUCCUCAAACAGGGAUCCAAUAAAUUAUUGAUGUACUGUUCUUACUGCACGUAGUAGGGGAUAUUUAUCGUCUACACAAGACCGCCAAUCGCUUGCUCAAUCGAAGUCACAAAUAUUCGUGUUCAUUGAAGCGUAUACUGCUUGCUUUUGUGUAUAUUUUGCUUCUUUUAUGUUUUUCCAGGUUCAGUGAGCAUAACAUAUAACUGUGCCUUUCCCUUUGUUUGAUUUAAAGGUAUUACAAGAGAAUUUUUUUCCGCCAUAUUUCUUGCUCAGUCAAGAAAGCAUGAGAGAGAUGUUUUUAAAAAAUCACUCAAUAUUUGUAUGCGUCCAACUGGUUCUGCUUACUAAUUUACGAAUUCUUUAACCCUUAUUAUUUUGUAUGUUGAUUUACAUAAAAACAUCUGUUGAAAUUCAAAAUAAAUCCACUGAAUUGUAUUGCUUUCUUAAAACAAUUCAAUAUUGCCAUGGAUAUGAUAUUUCUGAGGAAGCAGCCAUAUGUGAAUGAAAGAUGUUCUUCUUUUUUUUUAUAAAAUGCUUUUAAAACUUCCUGUAGAAACAAAAACUCAAAUAAAUGCAUAAACUUAAGAACGUUUUCCAGGCAUCUUUUAUGUUACUAUAGCUCCCAUUGUAUAUAGUGGGUAUGGAUACUUAUUAUAUCCCAUCAUUAUUAUACUUCCCCAACAGAAAAUGUGUUUCCCCUGGUAAAAAUACAUUUCACCUAUUAUCUCUUCCUUUUUCACUUCUGCACUAAACACCAUAGCCUUUGUCGUCAUAUGACUUUUCUGAAUGUAAGUGAGUAAAAAACAAAGAAAUGAUAUAUUCGGUUAAGUUUUAGACAAGUUUGUUGAAACUAACCAACACCAGUCUGAAAUUGAUUAGUUAACAGUUCAUGCCGUGUUGUCGCCAGAGAACGGCAAAUUUUGGCUGUGUAGUCUUGGGUUUAUUCCACAUGAAACCUGGACAAACUUUGAUGAUAUUCCUGUUGUGUUGAGAGUUAACAUAACAUAACUUUAUUUAGGUGUCAAUGUGAUAAGCUAAUUGAAGCUAAUUGGGGACACUAAGGGAAUAGUGGUUGAUUGUCCUCAAGAUUACUUAACAAUUAAUGAAUAAGGCUGGGUAUCUUAUGAAGAAUUAUGCAUUUUGAGGAGGGUGUUAUCCGUUGAGACUGUAGGCUUUCGUAUCAUACGAAGAAUUAUAGCGAUCUUUGUGCAUUAACCUGCAAGGAAGCUGCACUUUUGACGUCACCGGUUGAUUAAUUGCAAAAUUCUUCCAAAUUUGGGCACCAGUAGCUGGUUAUGGUGAAUUGUGCAUGUUAGCCAAUCAGAAUCGGGAAAAUAUUUUGAAUGAAUAAUGAAAUAAUUUAUCAAGAGGUAUCAAUAAUAAUUAGUCGUUUGAAUAAAGGGUAUGUCAUGGAAAUUUCACUGUUACUGGCAGCAUUUUUGUGGGUCAGAUUUUAGAAUUUUACAGUAUGUCAAUGAAAUUUUUUUUUUCAGCUCUCGGGCCUCGCUCUGAUUGUGGUUGGUGCAGUCAUCAAGGCAAAAUAUGGCGACUUUGUUGAAAUAACUACUAGCAGUCUGACAACAGGACCAGUCUUUCUCAUCAUCAUCGGCGUCAUUGUGGCCAUUGUUGGAUUUUUAGGAUGCUGUGGAGCAUACAAAGAAAAUUACUGUAUGGUUACCACGGUAAGUGCUAUGUGGAAGGGUGAAGGGGGGGGGGGGGGGGUGGGUAAAACCCCAAGGGGAAUUAGGGGAAAGGGGGGCUCUUUGGUUUGGAAUGAAAUCCAUUUUUUGAAGCGUAAAGCACCAAGAUUUUUUUAUUCUUUCCCCUUGGGGUGGGACCCGGUUUAACGCUUUAACCUUUAUUUGUUCUUUUUUGUGUUAAAGGCAAGAUCGGAAACGGAGGUGUGUAGUUGAGUGGGGUUUAGAGGUGUUCUUUUCCAAUUGUUUUUUGGGAUGGGUGAGGGAAAAAAAAAAAAAUUAAUUUUUGGGUACCAGGGAAAGGGGCUUGGGGAAGGGGGGAGGGGGGGGGGGGGCGUUGAGUAAAAGCCCAAGGUGCAUUAGGAGCAAGUGGUGCUCUUUGGGUUGGAAUGUAAUCCAUUUUCUGAAGCGUGAAGCACCAUGAAUUGUUGAUUCUUUCCCCCUUGGAUGGGAUCCGAGUUAACGCUUUAACCCUUAUUAUUAAAAUUUAUUUUCUGAUUUGGUACCCUUAUACCUUUUCUACUGAAGUAGUGAAGAGAAAUUGUGGAAAUAUCAGUUCUUUAUAUUAUUUUUGUGUGAUCAUGUCCUUAAUUCUUAUCACCACUGUGUUUUAUAAAGCAUUGAUAUUACAAGGAGAAAUUUGAUGCUGCUUAAGGGUUAAUUACAGGGAUAUCCCCAGCAGAAUGACGCCGCUGCCAAUGUAUACACCUGGGAUUAGAGAGACGAAGUGCACCAAAGUUUUUUGUUUAAGAAGAUGAUGUGAUGACAAGGCUCGAACCCUUACUUACAGAUCCUGUCCUACUUGUUACGUACUGUUUAAAAAAUGAGCGGGAGUGUAUUAUCAGGUUUAAAAACUCGAGAGGAAGCCAAGUUAUUACACCUGAUAAUACAUGACUGCGAGUUUGUUAAACAGCUUCAACAUCUCUGAUAUAUAUCAACUCAUUCUUGCACUAAAAUUUAGAUUUGGGCUGAUUUUGGUCUAAAAGAUUGGACGUUAAGUUUAGCCGUGUCUUUAUCAGAUAUAACAACUCUCGUUAAACAUUAAUUAAGUUUUGAACUGCUGUUAAAACUUGCCUCCAUUAAGCCCUAGGUGGUUGGGGGUGUGUGUGGGGUGGUCCACUAUUAUAAAAAUGAUAUGGAGCUGUGUGAACACCUUUCUUUCUUGGGUUUGAAAUGAGUCUUAAGGUUUAAGCUUUGAGGGAAUGGAAUGAGGCCCUCUAAGUGACACCUGGUCUAAAUUCAAAGUCACCGUUUGAUUCUUAAGCACAUGGAAGAAAAGACAAAUGCAAGGACAAUCUGGCAGUUCAUCAGAAGUCACCUGGGACUCCUUUAGUAAUGGAGGGGCCUGUGCAGAACAAAGCUUAUAAUGGAUGUGAUGCCAAAUUCUCCCGCUUUCUUUUCAGUUUGCUAUAUUACUGGUAAUCAUUUUCAUCCUGGAGAUUGCAGCAGGUGCCUUGGCCUAUGCCUUCAAAGAUAAAGUAAGUUCUUCAGUUCUGUUGGAGCAACAUACAUAUAUAUACAAAACAUGGCUGUUGACAAACCUGGUUGGCAUCCAACUGGAUCAAUCCCCAUAACCCUAUUCCUAACCUUCUGGCAUUUGGUGAAAUACACAGGUUGAUCUGAUCCGGUGCGAUCUAGCUGUUAUUGAUGCCUACAAAGCACUGUGUGUUUACCCACUUUUCUCAUAAGCGCAUAGAAAAACUACAAUAUUAACCUUAUGCUGACACCAUUUUUUAUUUGUCAUAGGAGCACAAUUUAGGACGUUCCUAUUGCUAAAUAAAAUAAAAUAAAUAAAUAAAUAACGAUUUGCAGGUAGCACAUCCACAUAGUGGUUCUUCGUCUACCUGAUUCCCGGUCGAGUAGGAAUUUGGAAAUGUUGGUUUUUGAGGAGAGGGGAAAACCGGAGUACGUGGAGAAAAACCUCUCGGAGCAAAGGAAAGAACCAACGACACAAACUCAACCCACAUAUGGCAUCGAUGCUGGGAUUUGAACCUGGGCCACAUUGGUGGGAGGCGAGUGCUCUCACCACUGCGCCACCCUUGCUAAAUAUUCACCGUAAUGUGCUUUGGGUGCAUAUUGGGCCCCUGUUAAUAAUCUAUUUAUGCGCCAUUUUUAUACUUAUACGCCAUUCAUGUGUAGCGUGGACCCAAUGCAAAAAUGGCUGCGAGAUUAAUAUUCUUGUGUUUGAAUUAAACUUAGCCUGACUAGCCUUGCUUGAGAUAAGGUAUUCUUUGAAUUUUGUACUUAAGAAUGAGGCUAGUUAAGGCUUUAUUUGAAUAUGAACAACAGAAUAUGAAACUACUGUGGCCAUUUCCUCUGCUUUAGGCCUAGUGAAAUAAUGACUUACACACACUGUGUAGCUGCACCCGUGUUCCGCCCUUUUUUACAUCAUGUAUGUGUCACUGAUUUCUGCUCAUGCGCACUAGUUUUGUUAUGUUAUCGACCACGCGGUCCGAUGUAGAGCCCAGAAAGGCGUAAUUUUUACCUUUCUGCUUGCUGUUUUCCAGUUUUUCUGUUUACCAAUUUAUUUGUACAUCUGUAUAUCUUAAAUUUGAUAGAGUCACUUCUUUAGCGAUUUGGAGAUGUAGUACGUGUAUGGAUUUGUGAUUAAAGCUAUGAUAAUCUGUUCAAGUAAAAUGGGUGUUUUGGAUUUCGGACCCGCGCUGGCAUACACUGACUUGCUGAUUUUAAUAUCUUUCUUGUUGUUAAUUUAGCUUGAGGGUUAUGUGAAAGAGGGGCUUGAAAAAGGUGUUGACAAGUAUGCUACCGAUAAGGUUAUCCAGAAGGCUAUGGAUAAAGCACAGAAAGAAGUAAGUUGCAUGGUUUUUAAUCACAAGUGGCCAAUACUUUUGCCAUCUCUGUUAGCCUUACUACCAAGAUACUUGUUGUAUUUUGAUCACAAGUGACCAAUACUUUUGCCAUCUCUGUUAGCCUUACUACCAAGAUACUUGUUGUAUUUUGAUCACAAGUGACCAAUACUUUUGCCAUCUCUGUUAGCCUUACUACCAAGAUACUUUUUAUAUUUUGAUCACAAGUGACCAAUACUUUCUGCCAUCUCUGUUAGCCUUACUACCAAAAUACUUGUUGUAUUUAAUUUUUAAUUAUUAACUGGUAAAUAAGAAAUAUUUACUUCAGUAUUAAUAAUGUGUUUGGGUUGAGUAAAAAACAUAUAGUCUAAGAUUUUUGUGUAUGUGCCACUAGUAUCACUGCCUGAAUCCUUAUUGAAUCUCCAAACUGUUUUUGGAUUGUUGCUUUAUCAAAAUGUGAUGCAAGCCUAUUAAUAAUAAUUUGACGGGAUUUGCAUAAUCUGUGCCACAGACAAAACUAAACCUCUGGGCCCAGUUGUUCAAAGGCUGAUUAGCACUUAACCCAGGGUUAAAUUUAACCCUGGUUUCCUUUUUCUUAUGUUCAAAAGUAUUUUCUCAAAUCUCGCACUAACCCUAGGUUAUCUUAACCCAGCUUUGAACAACUCGACCCUAGUUAAGUUUGACUAUCAACCAGCGCUGAAAUUCUUGUUCUAGGCCCCUAACUUUUACCCGGAUUAGAUUACUCACAAUGCAUGUGGUUGGCCUGUUAAAAGAGCCAUUAUCUGAUUGUCAAUCAGGUUGAAGAGAAGUUUAAAAUGCACUGUUGAUUCCAUUGGGGGCCCAGGACUAGGGUAUUGGUGCUGUUUGAUAGUCUUUAUUAAUCAGGGUUAGAUUAUGUCUGUGACAUAGGUUGGAUUUGUAUGGCCUCAUGGUGGUUGUAUUCAUGGGAUUCUACUGUCUGUCUUUUUCUUGUAGUUUGCUUGCUGUGGGGUUGAUAAUUACACCGACUAUUUCAAGGCUGGCAAUGGUACAGUAUUUCCAGAAUCUUGCUGCAAAAAAGGUGUAACUGGUUGCCCAACAACUGUGAGUGACGCAAAGAAAAAUCCAAGCAAGUUGAACUCAAAGGUAAGUGCAUGAUGUUAGGUGUUUCCUCAAAGAUAUUUUAGUACUUGAAACUUGGGUUGCAGUGGACAAGUCAAAUGGGGCAUGGCCGGAGACAAAGUAUUGUUGUAGAAUGUACUAAAACUCUGUUUAGCAAACACGGUCAUAAAGCAAAAAAAAAAGUUGAAAAUUUUGUUGUCAACUUCAGAGCAAAUUCCUUUCAAUUUUCUUCCUCAUAAUCAAUUUUUAAUUCCUGCUCAGUUUGAUGUUUUCAAGAUUAAUCUUGCUGUCCUACUUUCAGGGUUGUCUGUCAGAACUUGAAAAGUACCUUAAAGAUCACAUUGUUGUUGUUGGUGGAGUUGGUAUCGGUAUUGCUUUUAUUCAGGUUUGUAACUUAAUGUGUUCUUGUACUGUAUCUAUUGAAGGGUGUCAACUUCAAAGUAAUAACUUAAGUCAGAUGUAG